Molecule: messenger RNA, 2028 nt
Organism: Columba livia (rock pigeon)
Lineage: Eukaryota; Metazoa; Chordata; Aves; Columbiformes; Columbidae
Gene: FEZ1
Product: fasciculation and elongation protein zeta 1
Exons: 10
Coding region: 737-1909 (390 amino acids)
Cellular component (GO): cytoplasm; axon
Source: RefSeq, a predicted model, not a curated record
GGGGGGGGGGGCAUGAAUCCCCAGGGGCAUGUGGAGCUGCAUGUUUGUGCAGCGUGCACUUGCACCUGUGUGCACCGUGCACGCGUGAGCCUUCAUCUGCACGCACCCAUUGCACAUAUGCACCCCCACAUGUGUGCGCCCCAUGGUGUGCGUGCACUCAGUGCGUGUGCACAGAGCUGCAGGCGUGCCGGAGCAUGCAGGUUGCAUCCUGCACCGUGUGUACCUGCACAACCCUCUGUGUGCGCACAUCCCUUGCACACCUGCAUCCCCACAUGUGUGCGCCUCACGGUGUGCGUGUGCUCAGCGUGUGUGCAUGGAACAGCAGAGGUGCAGGAGUGUGCAGGGUGCAUCAUGCAGAGUGUGUACAUGCAGAGCCCUGUGUGCGCAUGCACCCCUUGCACACGUGCACCGUGACACGCUUGCUGAAUGUGUGUGCACCGUGCGUGUGUUCGCUGCCAAGUGCACGCGUGUGAGCGUGCGUGUGCAGGGAUGUGCACACGUGCUGCAGAUGUGUGGAGGUUCCUGCACACGUGCUGCUGCAGGCAUGUGGAUGUGCACGUGUGCACGGCGGGCGUGUGGACGUGCUGCACCUGGGUGCGUGUGCACACGUGCACAGGCACUACUCAAAGCCCCAGGCUGACUGGGUUUUCCCCCAAAAGCUGCAGCAUUUCUCCUCUUCCUCCCCAGGGAAAGCGUGAGCGGGGCUGGCUAAGGUGACGUGUUGGCGUUGAGGAGGAUGGAGGCGCCUCUUGUAAGCCUGGAGGAGGAGUUCGAGGAGGGGCCCAUGGACGAUGUGGGGACCCCGCUCCGCACCGCCGACCCAGCGCUGGCCGAGCUGGAGAGCUUCUCGGCCGAGAUGAUGAGCUUCAAGUCCAUGGAAGACCUGGUGCAGGAGUUCGAUGAGAAGCUCACCGUCUGCUUCCGCAACUACGACGCGGCCACCGAGGGGUUGGCCCCGGUGCGGGGGCGGCUCCAGGUGCAGGAGGAGGAAGAGCGGCUCCAGGAUGAGGAGGUCUGGGACGCUCUCACUGAUGGUUUCGCCCCCCGGGGCUCCCCCCGGCCCUGGCUGCUCCCCGAGGCCGAGACCCCCGACAGCACCGACCCCCAGCUCUGCAAGAAGGAGGAGGAGGAGGAGCUCACCGAGAGGAGCGAGCAAGACUCGGGCAUCAACGAGGAGCCGCUGCUGACAGCAGAGCAGGUCAUCGAGGAGCUGGAGGAGCUGAUGCAGAGUUCGCCGGACCCUGAGGCUGACCCUGAGGGUGAUGAGGAUGAGGAGGAGGAGGAAGAGGAGGAGACUGAGGCCGAUGCUGAAGGCGAAGGCGGUGGCGAGGGCACGGAGCCCAUCCUCCUGCGGGAGCUGCGCGCUUUCCCCCCUGCCUUCAACAACAACUGCUCCCACGAAGGGCUGGCCCGUUUGUCCCCGCGGGAGCUGGCGGCGGCGCUGGGGCGCGCGGAGGCGGCGAGCCGGGCGUUGUCGGCGGAGCUGGUGGCGCAGCUGGCGCGGCGGGACGAGCUGGCAUUCGAGAAGGAGGUGAAGACGGCGUUCAUCGGGGCGCUGCUGGCCGUGCAGGGCGAGCAGCGCGAGCAGAGAGAGGCCGCCCGGCGCCGCCGCCGCGACCGAGGGCUCAGCGUGCAGGGCGGGCGCCCCGUGAACAACAUGCCCCGCAAGCGCUUCAGCAUGGAGGGCAUCUCCAGCAUCCUGCACUCGGGGCUGCGCCAGACCUUCGGCCCCGCCGCCAGCGAGAAACAGUACCUGAACACGGUGAUUCCCUAUGAGAAGAAGGGCUCGCCGCCCUCCGUUGAGGACCUGCAGAUGCUCACCAACAUCUUGUUCGCCAUGAAGGAGGGGAAUGAGAAGGUGCCCACGCUGCUCACGGACUAUAUCCUCAAAGUUCUCUGCCCGACCUGAUGCCGCCGCCCCCGGAAAAUGGGGCAAAACCCCAGGAAAAUGGGUCACCCGCAACCCCCCCACCCCGCACCUCCCCCCUUUGCACAGCUGGGAAAUAAAUAAUUCGUUUCAUUAAUUAA